UAAUUAAUUAAAAAUCUAAUAAUUCAUCAUCACCGGUAACAAUCAUUAUAUAGUGAAAUAAAACACAUUAAACCCUGUUGCUGCUGCUGUGGUUGUGGACGCUCUCCUUCUUUCCAUCUUUGUUAUCUUCUUGGAUCCCCAACGAUGCCCACCAAAAAUUUCAGGAAGCGACCUUUGGAUCAGAACCCCACCACGGCCGAUUCAGAUGACGAAGAAGAACGAAGGUUGGCAUUGGAGGCGGUAAGGCUCAUGCAAAAGAACCGGGAGAAGAAGCCUGGAAUCCCCGCCCUACUCACUGCCAAGUCCACCGCCCACCGAGCUGGCGAUGGGGAGGGCGAGAAGGAGGAUCUUGUUCUCCAGGAUACCUUCGCCCAGGAAACCGCCGUCACUGUCGAAGAUCCCCACAUGUUGAGGUAUGUAGAACAAGAACUGGCCAAGAAGAAAGGAAAGAAAGUUGAUGCUAGUGAUAAGGAGGAACACGAUCCUGUUGACCAACUGUAUGUUGUGCCUGAGCAUCUCAAGGUAAAGAAGAGGAACUCAGAGGAAAGUUCUACUCAAUGGACAACUGGGAUUGCUGAGGUUCAACUCCCUAUAGAGUACAAAUUACGAAAUAUUGAAGAAACAGAAGCAGCUAAAAAGCUGCUGCAAGAUAAGAGGCUUGUUGGUAAAAUGAAGUCAGAACUAAGUAUCCCCUCAAGCUAUAGUGCUGAUUAUUUCCAGCGUGGCCGGGAUUACGCUGAAAAGCUUCGGAGAGAUCAUCCAGACCUUUACAAAGAUCGAGGUGUACAAGCUGAUGGAGCCGGAACUAAAUCAACAGAAAAUAGUAGCACAGAAGGUGUUGGGCAGAGGCAAGCUGCCACAGAUGAGUUUAUGCUUGAGCGUUUUCGGAAGAGGGAACGACAGCGUGUAAUGCGAAGAUAAUCUGUGUUCAGGAAACCAUACCAGAAGUUUGGAAGAUCAAAUUUCUCCCCACUUUAACACAUUUGUGGCUCGAAUUGUUGUUCUAUCCAAGGGAGUUAGUGCAGAACACGAUUUGAGAGCUCAGGGUGAAGCAUCCCUGUGUAGAUAAGUUUAGGCAUCAGAUUCAGUUCAUAUUAAAGCCAUGGUUGCUUCUAUGAGAAGAAAAGGCAUCUGGAACUGGAAUAUAUCAGCAUGUUCGCCUUUGACAAGAUCAGCUUAUGUGGAUGAGACUUGUGUUUUUGUUUAUGUAUGCUUGGAGUUUUAGUACCCAUUGAUGACUUGUGAAAUUAGAAGAAAUGAUUCCCCUAAACAUGUUAGCUCCAGUGCCCCUUCAGAUGGGCAGAUUCUCAGCAUUUUGCUUUCACAUAAAAAAGCUUUUGGAAGACCAAUUUGUAUAAGAGGGCAGGAAUUUUGGCUAAAGAAAUGGGGCCUUUACUUGUUCAA
This is a messenger RNA of Dioscorea cayenensis subsp. rotundata (Guinea yam), 1404 nucleotides long. RefSeq names its product protein COP1 SUPPRESSOR 2. Gene Ontology annotation, cellular component: spliceosomal complex. Lineage: Eukaryota; Viridiplantae; Streptophyta; Magnoliopsida; Dioscoreales; Dioscoreaceae. The transcript is spliced from 7 exons. The record is from RefSeq and is a predicted model, not a curated record. Bases 145 to 921 code for a protein of 258 amino acids. Gene Ontology annotation, biological process: mRNA splicing, via spliceosome.